AUGGCACUGGCGCCGCGUGUGUCGCGCGCCCUCCGCCCCGUCCCCUCCGCAUCCCCCUCCCCCGCCGCCGCCGCGCUCCUCGCCUCGGCAUCGCCUCUCCCGGUGCGCCGCUUCCUCCAGCUCCACGCGCACCUGCUCCGCACGGGCGUCCUCCCCCUCGCGCCCGCCGCCGCCGCCGCGCUCCUCUCACUCGCGGCCGCCUCCCUCCCGCCCCUCCGCGCGCUCGCCGUCCUCCACCACCACCUCACCCCGGCCUCCGUCCCCUCCACUUUCUGCUGCAACUCCAUCCUCCGCUCCCUCUCGGAGCCCAGCGCCCUCGGCUUCCUCCGCCGCAUGCGCGGCCUCGGGCGCCGCGGGAACGCCUUCUCCCUGGCCAUCAUCCUCAAGCCCUGCCGCACCCUCGCCCACGCGCGCCAGCUGCACGCCAACGUCGUGGCCGAGGGCCACCUCCGCGACGCCCUUCUGGCCACCUCGCUGAUGCGGUCCUAUGCCACCUGUGGCGCCGGGGACAGCGCGCGCAAGGUGUUCGACGAAAUGCUUGUCAAGGACACCGUCGCGUGGAACGUUCUCAUCACUUGCUACGCGAGGAAUAAGAGGACGAAGGACACUCUGAGGCUCUUCGAUGAGAUGAGGAAAGGUGAUGGUGAGGCGGGGCCGGAUGAGGUGACCUGCAUUCUGCUCCUCCAGGCAUGCACGAGCCUGGGCGCGCUCGACUUCGGGGAGAAGAUCUGGGAGUAUGCGGUGGAACAUGGUUAUGGUGGCGAGCUGAAGGUGCGCAACUCAUUGAUCACGAUGUACACGAGGUGCGGGUGUGUGGAGAAGGCGUACCAGGUUUUCUGUGAGACUCCUCGGAAGAGUGUGGUCACAUGGAGUGCGAUGAUCUCGGGAUUAGCAGCAAAUGGCUUCGGGGAGGAUGCUAUCUUGGCAUUUGAGGAAAUGAGUAAAUCAGGUGUUGCUCCUGAUGCGCAGACUUUUACUGGUGUGCUCUCUGCAUGCAGCCAUAGUGGGUUGGUUGAUGAGGGUUUCAGGUUUUUUGAUAUGAUGCGCUGUGAGUAUCAGAUGAUGCCAAAUGUUCGCCAUUAUGGAUGCAUUGUUGAUCUAAUGGGCCGUGCUGGGUUGCUUGAUGAAGCAUACCAGCUUGUGGUUAAAGAGAUGAAGGUUGCACCUGAUGCGACAAUUUGGCGAACUCUUCUUGGUACAUGCCGGGUGCAUGGUCAUGUUGAUCUUGGAGAGAAGCUCAUCAGUCAUCUAAUUGAACUGAAAGCGCAGCAAGCUGGUGAUUAUGUUCUACUGUUAAAUACCUAUGCGGCGGUUGGGGAUUGGAUAAAGGUAGCGGAAGUUAGGAAGUUGAUGAAGGAGAAUGGAAUCCAAACUACCCCUGGCUGCACAACUGUAGAGCUUAACGGUGAGCUCCAUGAAUUUAUUGCAGAUGAUGAUUCACAUCCAAGAAAGGCUGAGAUUUACGGGAAGCUUGAUGAGAUAAACAGGCAUUUGAGAAUUGCUGGUUAUGUUCCAAAUGUGUCAUCUGAGUUGCAUGAUUUGGAUUCAGAGGGGAAGGAAUGUGCCCUGACCUAUCACAGUGAAAAGCUAGCAAUCGCUUUUGCUCUUCUUGUGAUGCCACAGCGUAGACCAAUACGGCUGGCAAAGAAUCUCCGUGUUUGUGUAGAUUGCCACAAUUUCACGAAGGUAUUUUCUGGCGUUUAUAACCGAUUAGUGAUUGUAAGAGACAGAACCCGAUUUCAUCAUUUCGAGGGAGGCCAGUGUUCAUGCAAUGAUUAUUGGUAG
Molecule: messenger RNA, 1785 nt
Organism: Triticum turgidum subsp. durum (durum wheat)
Lineage: Eukaryota; Viridiplantae; Streptophyta; Magnoliopsida; Poales; Poaceae
Source: the annotation of a GenBank genome assembly